Molecule: messenger RNA, 2100 nt
Organism: Talaromyces proteolyticus
Lineage: Eukaryota; Fungi; Ascomycota; Eurotiomycetes; Eurotiales; Trichocomaceae
Product: glucose-6-phosphate 1-dehydrogenase
Exons: 10
Coding region: 229-1761 (510 amino acids)
Biological process (GO): pentose-phosphate shunt, oxidative branch; glucose metabolic process
Cellular component (GO): cytosol
Molecular function (GO): glucose-6-phosphate dehydrogenase activity; NADP binding
Source: RefSeq, a predicted model, not a curated record
UAGUAAGUAGAGCAUGGCCAUGUAUGACUGGGAGCCCCACUGUCGCAGCUACACCGAAGCAACCAUGCAUUAAAAGCGUAAUGGCCCUCUCCGCCCGCGGAUCGUGCUGGAGAGCCCAGGAUUUUUCCCUUCUGCCCCAACAAUAAAUAAUAAUCAUCCUCCAUCCUCUGCGACUCGUUCCUCUACACUCCUCCCCCCUAUCCGCUACACCGCACACACACAUUCACCAUGACUGAUUCAAUAAUCCAGUCUGAGCACGGCCAGAACGCUGGUUCCAUCGAGCUCAAAGAUGACACCGUCAUCGUGGUCCUCGGUGCCUCUGGCGAUCUUGCAAAGAAGAAAACAUUUCCGGCCUUGUUCGGUCUGUACCGCAACAAGUUCCUGCCCAAAGACAUUAGGAUUGUGGGAUAUGCUCGCACAAAAAUGGACCAUGCCGAAUACCUGCGGAGGGUAAAAUCUUACAUCAAAGUGCCCACCAAGGAGAUUGAAGAACAGCUGGAAAGCUUCUGCAGUCUUUGCUCAUAUAUUUCCGGUCAAUAUGACCAGGAUGACUCAUUUAUCAACUUGAACAAGCACCUCGAAGAAAUUGAGAAGGGCCAGAAGGAACAGAACCGAGUCUUCUAUAUGGCUCUUCCGCCCAGUGUCUUCAUUUCAGUGUCCGACCAAUUAAAGAAGAACUGCUACCCCAAGAGCGGGAUCACGCGGAUUAUCGUUGAGAAGCCUUUCGGCAAAGAUCUUGCGAGCUCUCGGACCCUACAGAAGGCUUUGGAGCCGAACUGGAAAGAGGAAGAAAUCUUCCGCAUUGACCACUACCUCGGCAAAGAAAUGGUCAAGAACAUCCUCAUCCUUCGAUUUGGUAAUGAGUUCUUUGGUGCCACAUGGAAUCGCCAUCACAUCGACAACGUUCAGAUCACAUUCAAGGAGCCUUUUGGUACGGAAGGUCGUGGUGGUUACUUUGACGAGUUUGGCAUUAUUCGUGAUGUCAUGCAGAACCAUCUUCUUCAGGUUCUAACCUUGCUUGCUAUGGAACGCCCGAUCUCCUUCUCGGCCGAAGAUAUCCGUGACGAGAAGGUGCGUGUUCUCCGAGGAAUCGACGCCAUUGAGCCCAAGAACGUCAUCAUUGGUCAAUACGGCCGAUCUCUCGAUGGCAGCAAGCCCUCAUACAAGGAAGAUGACACCGUUCCCAAGGACUCGCGCUGCGCUACAUUCUGUGCUAUGGUUGCUUAUAUCAAGAAUGAGCGAUGGGAUGGCGUGCCCUUCAUUUUGAAGGCCGGAAAGGCUCUCAAUGAGCAGAAGACCGAGAUUCGCAUCCAGUUCAAGGACGUCACCUCUGGAAUCUUCAAGGACAUUCCUCGCAACGAGCUCGUCAUCCGUGUGCAACCCAACGAGUCAGUCUACAUCAAGAUGAACUCCAAGCUACCCGGUCUUUCCAUGCAGACCGUGGUUACAGAACUCGACCUCACCUACCGCCGCCGAUUCUCGGACCUCAAGAUCCCCGAGGCUUAUGAAUCUCUUAUCCUCGACGCGCUCAAGGGCGACCACUCCAACUUUGUCCGUGACGAUGAGUUGGAUGCUAGCUGGAGAAUCUUCACUCCACUCUUGCACUACCUCGAUGACAACAAGGAGAUCAUUCCCAUGGAAUACCCAUACGGCUCCCGAGGUCCCGCUGUCUUGGAUGACUUCACUUCGUCCUUCGGCUACAAGUUCAGCGACGCCGCAGGCUACCAAUGGCCGCUCCACGCUGCGCCCAACCGGCUGUAGAUGAUAGACAUGACAUGUCAAUGAUUGAUUAUACAAACGAUGUAUGUUGAGAUGAAAUACGGGUGUGUCUGCUGGCUGGCGCCGCACUGCAUUUCCCAACUUAUGACGAUACCUACCCCUGGGAUUGAUCCCGGAGUUCACUUCCUAGAGUCGUGUCUGAUCGGUGGUAUGAUAUUGCUAUCGUGUGGCACGAUUUUUCGUUUUAUCAAUGUAUCUCGAGGGCGCAAUAAUUUCUUUCGGACUUUUCCCAAAAGAAUAACAUGUCAAGUAAACAGCUAUAAUUCUUAGAUCUCGCAGACUAAAUCAAUGUCUACGAAGGAAUAAUAGUUCCUCAAACCA